Molecule: messenger RNA, 693 nt
Organism: Caenorhabditis briggsae
Lineage: Eukaryota; Metazoa; Nematoda; Chromadorea; Rhabditida; Rhabditidae
Exons: 4
Coding region: 1-693 (230 amino acids)
Source: RefSeq, a predicted model, not a curated record
AUGCAGACAAAGUCCCUGAUUGUGUUUCUAGUAACCCUCGCAUCCGUACUUGCCACAGAUAAAAAAUGUCCACCCGUUAAAAAAGGUGCCUGUUGUACAUCUCCAAUUACGCCAGGAUGCCGUUUACCUCGGCAGUGUUAUAAAUACAUUAUGGCCAAUUGUCCAGAUAGGAAAAUUGCUGUUUUCUCGAGGAAAGUUGGGAAUGAUAGACGAUCGGCCCCAAGAAAACCUUUAGGAAAGUGCGGAACAGCUGAAGUCAACUACCAACCUUGUACGUCAAAAGGAAUAGCCAAUAAACUGUUCCUUGCUUGCUGUCAGCUGUAUGUUCCGGAGGAAUGCCAUCAUAUGUGUGUCUACGAGACUGACCAAUCUGUCACUAGAAAUAUGCUGACUAACAUGCGAAAAGAUAGCCAAUGCCGUAUCAAACACCUGUCGUCAAUUUUGUAUUGCGCCAGUCAAAAUAGAGAUAACAGAAAAUGUUGCUUGGAUUUGGAUCUCAAUGCUCCACAACUUCAGGUGUCUAUUUUUUUUGAUUUGCAAAAAAAAUUAUUUUUUAAGGUCGGAUCUCGUUGCCUUAGAAUGUGCGAUCCAUCGGGAACUUCAAUUGACAGAAUCACCAAAGAUGACGUGACUUGUCUGUACAAUUGGAAUGUCAUCAUGUACUGCCAUCAUGCUGGAAUUCGUGAAAUGUAG